GGAUAAUGUCCGCGGACAACUAUCCAAGCAUAUUUUCGCGCCAAAUGGAGACUUGUUUUCAUAUGGGCGUGUGAGGCCCUAAAGGGUAUGGUUUUUGGUCAAAAAAGAAGGUAUAGAUUUUGACCAUUUUGGCUUGAAAUAAGGUAUCCUUUUCACUUUUGCUUGACAUUGGAACUCUUUUUUCCGCGUCAACAUUGAAAAAUUUGAAGCCUUUUCAAAUGUUAAUCAUAAUUGGUAGACGGAACUAUGCGGAAAUGGAAGCCAUUUCUGGUUAGCUGGGUGCAUAUUUUUAGAGCCAUGUACUAAUUUUAGAGGUCUAAAAUGGGGUAUCGAUUUUUAGCUCAGGUCUGAAAUAGGGUGCACAUGUAUGGAAAAUCAGAUUUUGGUCUGAAAUAGAGUACAGGUUUCAAGGUUCGGGCUCCCGCCGCCACCAAAAUCUUUAGGUAGUAUCCCCUUCCGGUUCCGCGGUCACGAUGCGAUAAGUAUCCAAAAAAUCAUGCCGUAUUUCACUAUAACGGGAUGCAAUUACUGCCAAAUCGACUGUUUUCCGUCUCAUAUAAAUAAAUUGUUUUCUCCCGCCUAUCCCCAUAGAAUUCUACCUUCAAUGGUCCUCAAUCAGUCGGUUGAAAGCUAAGUGACUAGAGAUUUCUAAGACAUAUUCAAGCUACACUAAGUAGCUCCACCGACCUAGAUAAUUUCACUGCGUGGAUCAUGGAAGCAACGUAUCCAGGGCCAACAGGCGGCCACUAAACUGGCACAAAACAAAUGCGAUAUAUUUUUUAUUUCCAAAAUCCUCUUAUGACAGUUCCUCUCAAGGUGUGUUUACACCGUGUUCACCCAACACAUUUUGAAUUUAUCGAAUCAAAGCUGAUCCUUUCAAGAGUUUCGACCGAAACUUCACACGUGUGCACUUCAUGACAUCUAACAAUUUCCAAGUGUGACCAUGCGUAUUGUGGAACGUUCUGACCAUACGUAUACAGCGGAACGAUCUGACCGGAUUCCAGCAAACUUUCCACGUUUACAUUGACUUCCGUUAACUCUGAGAGCAAGAUUAAACUUUACUCUUCCUAAGUCGACUCUCAUUUGACCAUGCCCAAAGUAAAGAAUGUCAACAACGUAAAUUGAAUUUCUCGAUAUUUAUGAAAUUCUGCGGCCAAAUUCUCGAUUUGCUCAUAAAAUUGAUUCGCUUUCUUUCGUUCGACAAUUGACAAAAUGAAGACCAUAUAAUAUAAUAAAUAAUGAAAAUAGUGUACAAUUUGUUGAAGCAAAUUUCAUGUGGAUAUGCUCCUUCAAAUGCGCAUUACAACUCAACUUACCUACUUAAAUGUUGCUGCUUUCUCAAUGAAUGUAGAAAUCACAAGCCUUAAACUAAAAUUCCCUGAAAAUUGUAAUAUCGUUCAGAUCUAGCGUGAUGUGGUUCACCGAAUUUUAUCGGAAAUUUUGUACAGCGUAAUCAGAGUUCGGAUAUGGACCAUUGAUCUCCUUGUUCACCAUCUAAAAGGGAAAACCCGUUUCGACACACCUAAUCCACGUGUUCAGGUGCUUCAAUUUGAUAAAUGCUCUUGCAAAUGCUUCUCCUUCUGUCCAAAAACUGCUUUAGACUUGGUUCGGCAUGGCAUCGUUUCUUCUAAAACAGCAAGCAAUAUCGAUGAAAUCUCAGUAAAUAACUCAGACGCCAUCCAUCUGAUCUUACAGAAGAUUUCGAAGGCUGGGGACUCCCCCACCCACGUACGUAAACGUCACGUUUCCGUGACGUCAAACUGUUCCACUUCCUUCUCUUUCUAUAUAAGGUCCCAGAAAGGUUACCCUGCUUUAUUUUGGGCGCUGGAUUCGCCGGUUUGCAGAGAGAUUCUGUGGCCAUGUCCACGUGCAAGGAACCCUUUGUUUGUGAACACGUUCUUUAUCAUAGUAAUCGCGGGAAAAGGAAACAUAAGUGGGAACGAAGAAGUGUUAGCAUUAAAAGGAGUGGAUGCAACGGAAAAUAUUUAGUGAAGGUUGCACCGAUCCAGAAAAAACGCAGUUUGUUGAGACCAAAGAGGCCUGAAACUGUUGAACUAAUUUCCAACAGUCAUGCCAUAGUUCACCUGGAUUCCUUUGGAAAUCAAAGGAAUGUUAUCGGAAUUCUACCUCUGAGAGGAGGCAGCCAAAUACGAGGACAUUUUUUUUCAUCUGAAUGUGGAGAAAAGCUUGAUAACCUCAAAGUUCUUCUUGCAAAGUGUUGUGAUGUCGUUUCUUUUGACGUGGAUUUUGAUGAAACGCCCAAAAGCUCUCCUUUGACCAAAGCCCAGCUUCAUAUCUGCAAUGACAGCAUAUGUUUAUCAACAAACCUAGAAUAUGACUUCAAACUCCUUGGAGAAUGGCAAAUUGAUUCUCUUUCACAACAACUUAUGACACACAGGGGUGUUACUUUGAACGUGACGAGUGAAGCACAAGAAGAGAAGACACUUCUUUUAAGGACUGAAAGAGGACAUGAGAUUUGUUCAAAAUUAACUGAACGGCGUCGGUGCCUAGCACCAGCUGACCAUCAACAAUUUCAAUAUAGCACUUCAGUGGCUGCAGUACACCAAUGUGAUGGCAAUUCCAAUAUUAUGUCAGCUUCAAGUCUAAGCAAAAGUUGUGAGUGGGAACAUCAAAUACAUUUUGAACCUUUGCCUUCUAAAUCUAAAAUCUUUCCACCUACAAAGGUAAAGCCAUCAUUUAGUUUAGGGGAGUUAUCUUCAUUGAGCCAUUUACCUUCUAAUAUACAAGCAAAGUCACCACUUUCAUCUGAUGGAAGCAUUUGUGAGGACGAAUAUGGUUCAACUAAUUCAAGGUUGUCAGCAAGCACAGAGCAGGGUUUAAAUAGUGACAAUGAGCUUAAUGUUCAAACGCAACUGGAGUUAACGGCUCAUAAAAAGCAUGCUGAUAGAAAUGGAACUAAGGAUGGAGAGGAAUCGAGCACCAGGGAGAAUCACAUUCAAGAUGAACACCCACCACCACCCAUUCCACAACGGAAACUUAAACCUGCAAGUACAUGUACCGAGCAAGUAAAGAAUGAGUUGCAGGAUAAUACCAAGUGUUCAGAUCACAGUAUCCAUGGAGAGGAGUUGGUGAUUCAAAGGUCACGCAGCUUCCAGAUUGUUGAACAACCCCCAUCUUGUCCAAAAAGACAGCGCUUCAAAAGUGAGUCGUCACUUACUGUAACAGAGACUGCAAUAACUGAGCUUGUUCAACCAAUAUGCCUUGACCAGCCACAUUCCAGGCCUGCAAACUGCCUUGACACAUACAGGGAUUUACAAGCAAACAGGGCAGCAGACACCGAGGCAAGGAAAAGUGUCUGUCCACCCAAACAGGAUCAAAGGAAUAACAUUAGCUGUGCGGUAACUCAGGAUGGUGUAGACACCUUUGACUUCAAGCCUACAAGUGUAAAAAGUAGGGCUUUAACUCACACUUAUUGCAUGCCAGCACCUUCUAAUGGUGACACCCAAGCUGUUGAUGAAAAAAGCCAACUUAAAGAUAAACUGGAUAGUUCAGACAGCACUUGUCAUUAUGUAAAUCUACCAGAGGGCUCCAGACCAAGCUGUUAUCUUUACAUGAAUCUUCCUGAUCCAAGGAUAGCACCUAAGGAGGCUGCAAGUUGUGUCAGUCAUGUUUUCAUGAGUCGCAGCAUGAAAGGCAUUUAUGAAAAUGUGCAACAGUAUUACAGUGAGAAGUUUGAAACAGCUGUAGCGUCAGAAGAGAGCACAUCUCCGCCACCACUUCCUCCUCCAGCUCUUCAACCUCGUCCGCCACCACCUAGAAUACCAAGGAGGGUACCAAAAGAUUCAAAAGGAGCACAGAAGCCUCCAGUUGCGCUUCCUGUGCAAACAAGAGAUUCCUGUGGGCCACCUCCCCCUCGCCCACCCAAGAAACAAGCAUCGGUUACCAAGGAGGGUUUAUCAAUUGCUCAACAAGACAUUCAAGUCACAAUUGCUGUUUUUGCUUCCAAAGCUGUUUCAGGUCGAGUGUGGUUCCUGCGGAUUGUGGUAAUGAAACAUGAUCCAGAUGACACCACAUUCAAGAUGGUGAAGGACCGUGAAAUUGCCAGCAAAUAUCACCUGAUACAGACCUACCCUUUCUGCAUUUCAUCAGAUAUUGUUGUCUCAUUGAAACAUCAGUGCCUGCAGUUUAAACUUACCAGUGAAGACUACCAAGAGGUUGGUUACAACAUCAUUGAGAAUCUUGUGCAUGGUUUUUGGUUUGUUAUUGAGUUCCACUUGGCACACAUGGGAAGUGACGCAGACCAGUUUGUGGGGAAUGUCUGCGUAGAACCCAAAGAUCUUCCUGUUGGUGAAAAGUGUCCUGUAAACAAGAGAGUCUAUCUUGGCAUCACUGAAGACUUUGAAAUGAAGCAAAACUGUAGUUGUGAUCAACAUGGAAAUCACCACACCAGUGGAAACCAGGUUUGGAAACCGGUAAUUCCCAAUUAUACCAAGAGGAAGGAAAUUUGCACGAAACUGGACAUUACCUUGUACUCACGAAACAACUGGCGAGAUGUUGCUGGACACCUAGGCUUUCAUGUGGAAGAAAUAAAGAGCUUAGAUGACAAGGCGCAGAAAUGCCCCAACUUUUCACCCAUGGAGCACAUUCUUACCAUAUGGGAACAGAGAGAUCCUGGAUGCAGCUUAGAUAGACUUGUUGGCAUUUUACGAGACAUCCAACGACCUGACAUCGUCAGUGAUCUUGGGUUUUCUUUGGAUUUGGAAAGCUCGUAAAUGUCCCCACAAAGUUUGCUUACAGGGUAGUUUAUCCUGAUUUUGAUGUUCACUUUUUGAUGUGUUACCACAUUCAUGACUGUGCAUAGAGGAAGCAUCAUACAGUUUACUAGAUAUUAUUGAAUCCAAACAUUUACAGGGCUUGUGAAAAUUAGCAACUGUUGACGGUGGUUCUGCAACAAGAAAAGCUGAUGAGUCUGUAUUUUCUUUCUAAAAUUUCAAGUUUUUAAAUAUAUACAUCACACUUAAAGUGUUUAAUAUAUCAGACUCUAAUUUCAUGGGACAUCUACCAGUAACUGCAUCAUGGCCUUUCAGUUUGCAGGGUUUGAACAUGUGUAUCGGUAGCUUGAUCAAAGAUUAAAAUGUUCAUGCUAAUAUGGCAAGCAAAACUUCUCCAAUAUUAAAGCAUACAUUCAAAAAUUAUUGUACAAUCCAGGAUUCCCUUGCCAGAAAUUUAAGCCUGUUUAGAAAUCACAUUGCCUACUGGUAGGCAAGCAAAUUUGAACCUAACUAGUCCAUUGAGCAAGCAAAAAUUUGGCUACUAGACUUAAUGAGCUGUUAGUCUAUUCACAUGUCUUGUUUGUAGUAGUCUUUUCUAUUGACAUCAGAGGGGUUUUCACUUGAGUGUCAAAAGAACUUUUAAUUCGCAUUGGUUUUGCAUUUCCAGCCUAAGUGAUUGGUUUAAAAAGCUCACACCACUUUUCAACCAAUGAGAAGUUAAACCAAAACCAUGACUUGCUCACACAUUGUUUUCCACGCUUCUCAUCAGUAAUACCUCUUUUCUUGGAGUUUUGAUUGGUUCACUGGAUUGUCUGUCCUUUGUGAUGGUCAAAGUGAUUACUUUAGUUCUGAUUUUACAACACUCAAUUGAAAACCGCUCUAAUUGCCUUGAACUUGUCUGAACAAUUUUUACUUUUUUGUACUGUAUAUAUUGGUAUUUAUCUUGACUCCUUUUAGAUUUUAAAACAAUCAAUGUAUCUUAUGUAUUGUGGAAGCAAUGUCGUAAAGAUUCCCUGAAUAUUCCAAAUCUAUACAUGUAAGUCCCAUAAAAUGAAAGUGUGUACAUUUACAAAAUUUUAAUAUAAUUUUUAACAAAGAUAAAUUUAUCAAGUAAAUAAAUGUAAUAGUUAGCAAGUUUAAAAAUUGUCUCAUAAUGGGACUGGUUAAGUGUUCCCUUACAGGAAAUGUUCAAUGUUAACUAUCAAUCUUUGGCUAGGUCCAUAAUUCAGUAUCUCCCUGUGGGAGGUAUAUAUCCCAAAGCAGAAAAGAGAAAAUUAAUGUUGUACUAACUUUUAGAGACUACAGAGUUUGCAGUUGAAAUGCAUGUUGGCUGCUGUAUUAACUCUAGCAACUCCAGAGUUACUAUAAAUUUAUGAAUAGUGUUUUUCUACAACAGCACAAAACCCUAUAGCAUGAACACAUGUGCUGUAUUCUAUUGUACUGUAUUGUAGUGUAUUGUAUCAAAAUUGUUAAAUAAAGGAAUUUGUUCCAUG
Molecule: messenger RNA, 6226 nt
Organism: Orbicella faveolata
Lineage: Eukaryota; Metazoa; Cnidaria; Anthozoa; Scleractinia; Merulinidae
Biological process (GO): signal transduction
Molecular function (GO): protein binding
Source: RefSeq, a predicted model, not a curated record